GUAAUUCUGGUUUUAGUCAAGGUCCACCCACACAUAUAUAUAUUGAAGUGCUCAUAUGAAUCGGAAUGUAGUUCAGCAUCACUUUAUCCUGAAGAGACUGAUGAAAAGAGUCCACAAUCUACAUUCAUUCACAGGUGCAAGAAGUAAAGUUUGCCACUAUGAGGUUUCUAAUCUUAUUGUAUGUGUCGCUAUUGCUGAUGACUAAUGUUGGCGGGACACAAACAACUGCAACACCAAGGAUAACUACACAAGAGACAUCCAUCUCAGGAUUCAAAGACAUCAGAUUGGUGAAUGGUGGCAACUUGUGUUCUGGAAGAGUGGAGGUUCUUUAUAAUGGAGUUUGGGGGACCGUCUGUGAUGAUUAUUGGGAUCUAUCAGAUGCCUCAGUGGUUUGUCAACAGCUGGGAUGUGGUUAUGCUACAGAGGCAAAGAGCAAUGCUUAUUUUGGUCAAGGAUCAGGACAAAUAUGGAUGGAUGAUGUACAGUGUGCAGGAGAUGAAACUACACUGACAGACUGUUCAUCAUCACCAAGAGGAACUCACAACUGUGGACAUAAUGAAGAUGCUGGAGUCAUCUGCCAAAUUGGCUGGGCACAAACAACUACAGCACCAACUACAGCUCCACAAGAGAUAUUAAACACAUCCAUCUCCGGAUUCAAAGACAUCAGAUUGGUGAAUGGUGGCAACUUGUGUUCUGGAAGAGUGGAGGUUCUUUAUAAUGGAGUUUGGGGGACCGUCUGUGAUGAUUAUUGGGAUCUAUUAGAUGCCUCAGUGGUUUGUCAACAGCUGGGAUGUGGUUAUGCUACAGAGGCAAAGAGCAAUGCUUAUUUUGGUCAAGGAUCAGGACAAAUAUGGAUGGAUGAUGUACAGUGUGCAGGAGAUGAAACUACACUGACAAACUGUUCAUCAUCACCAAGAGGAAUUCACAACUGUGGACAUAAUGAAGAUGCUGGAGUCAUCUGCAAAUUUGGCUGGACACAAACAACUACAGCACCAACUACAGGUAUUGGGCAGAUAUUGAACACAUCCACUGCCGGAUUCAAAGGUAAAGAAGACAUCAGAUUGGUGAAUGGUGGCAACUUGUGUUCUGGAAGAGUGGAGGUUCUUUAUAAUGGAGUUUGGGGGACCGUCUGUGAUGAUGGUUGGGAUCUAUCAGAUGCUGCAGUGGUUUGUCGACAGCUGGGAUGUGGUAAUGCUACAGAGGCAAAGAGCAAUGCUUAUUUUGGUCAAGGAUCAGGACAAAUAUGGAUGGAUGAUGUACAGUGUACAGGGAAUGAAACUAAAUUGACAAACUGUACAGCAACACCAAGAGGAACUCACAACUGUGUUCACGGUGAAGAUGCUGGAGUCAUCUGUCAAUUUGGCACGACACAAACAACUGCAACACCAAGGAUAGCUACACCAGAGAUAUCGAACACAUCCAUCUCAGGAAUUUCAGACAUCAGAUUGGUGAAUGGUGGCAACUUGUGUUCUGGAAGAGUGGAGGUUCUUUAUAAUGGAGUUUGGGGGACCGUCUGUGAUGAUUUUUGGGAUCUAUCAGAUGCUGCAGUGGUUUGUCGAGAGCUGGGCUGUGGUGUUGCUACAGAGGCAAAGAGCAAUGCUUAUUUUGGUCAAGGAUCAGGACAAAUAUGGAUGGAUGAUGUACAGUGUACAGGGAAUGAAACUACACUGACAAACUGUACAGCAACACCAAGAGGAAUUCACAACUGUGGACAUAAUGAAGAUGCUGGAGUCAUCUGCCUAUUUGGCAGGACACAAACAACGGCAACACCAAGUACAUCUACACCAGAAAUAUUAAACACAACCAUCUCAGAAUUCAAAGACAUCAGAUUGGUGAAUGGUGGCAACUUGUGUUCUGGAAGAGUGGAGGUUCUUUAUAAUGGAGUUUGGGGGACCGUCUGUGAUGAUUAUUGGGAUCUAUCAGAUGCUGCAGUGGUUUGUCGACAGCUGGGCUGUGGUAAUGCUACAGAGGCAACAAGCAAUGCUUAUUUUGGUCAAGGAUCAGGACAAAUAUGGAUGGAUGAUGUACAGUGUACAGGGAAUGAAACUACACUGACAAACUGUUCAUCAACACCAAGAGGAACUCACAACUGUGGACACCAUGAAGAUGCUGGAGUCAUCUGUCAAUUUGUCAGGUCACAAACAACUGCAACACCAAGUACAUCUACACAAGAGAUAUCAAACACAUCCAUUUCAGGAUUCAAAGACAUCAGAUUGGUGAAUGGUGGCAACUUGUGUUCUGGAAGAGUGGAGGUUCUUUAUAAUGGAGUUUGGGGGACCGUCUGUGAUGAUUUUUGGGAUCUAUCAGAUGCUGCAGUGGUUUGUCGACAGCUGGGCUGUGGUAAUGCUACAGAGGCAACAAGCAAUGCUUAUUUUGGUCAAGGAUCAGGACAAAUAUGGAUGGAUGAUGUACAGUGUACAGGGAAUGAAACUACAUUGACAAACUGUUCAUCAACACCAAGAGGAACUCACAACUGUGGACACCAUGAAGAUGCUGGAGUCAUCUGCCAAUUUGGCAGGACACAAACAACUGCAACACCAAGUACAUCUACACCAGAGAUAUUGAACACAACCAUCUCAGGAUUCAAAGACAUCAGAUUGGUGAAUGGUGGCAACUUGUGUUCUGGAAGAGUGGAGGUUCUUUAUAAUGGAGUUUGGGGAACUGUCUGUGAUGAUGGUUGGGAUCUAUCCGAUGCUGCAGUGGUUUGUCGACAGCUGGGCUGUGGUAAUGCUACAGAGGCAAAGAGCAAUGCUUAUUUUGGUGAAGGAUCAGGACAAAUAUGGAUGGAUGAUGUACAAUGUACAGGAGACGAAACUACACUGACAAACUGUUCAUCAACACCAAGAGGAACUCACAACUGUGGACACCAUGAAGAUGCUGGAGUCAUCUGUCAAUUUGGCAGGACACAAACAACUACAACAUCAAGUACAUCUACACCAGAGGUAUUUAACAUAACCAUCUCAGGAUUCAAAGACAUCAGAUUGGUGAAUGGUGGCAACUUGUGUUCUGGAAGAGUGGAGAUUCUUUAUAAUGGAGUUUGGGGAACUGUCUGUGAUGAUGGUUGGGAUCUAUCAGAUGCUGCAGUGGUUUGUCGACAGCUGGGCUGUGGUGUUGCUACAGAGGCAAAGAGCAAUGCUUAUUUUGGUCAAGGAUCAGGACAAAUAUGGAUGGAUGAUGUACAGUGUACAGGAAAUGAAACUACAUUGACAAACUGUUCAUCAAGACCAAUAGGAACUCACGACUGUGGACACCAUGAAGAUGCUGGAGUCAUCUGUCAAUUUGGCUGGACAACUCCAGCACAAAGUACAGUUGUUAGAGAUUCCUGCUCUGAACUCAACUGUACUAAGGAUGAGUGGUGUGGAGAACAGAAUGGUGUUUACGGGUGUUUCUGUAACGGAGAUCACCCCACAUACGACCCUGACACUUUUGAUGUAUAUGAGACGUGUGAAAGCAGUUCUGCGUUCGUGUCUUUGUCGCGCUGUCAGCUCUUUGAAGCUGGUUUUCCUGCUGAUCUCUUACACCUGAAUGAUCCCAGCUGUAAAGGAACUGUCCGAAAUGGCAGAGUGGAAUUCGGUUUUGAUAACAAUGAACACAUUUGUGGUACAAGUCUUAUGGCCAAUGGUACUCACUUCAUCUAUGAAAACUUUAUUCGCGGUGAGCCAGACUUAACAUCCCAUGAAGGUCCAAUCAGCAGACAGAGAAUUCUGAGCUUGCAUUUCAGCUGUAUUUACCAACAAACCCAAUCGGUUUCCAUGGACAUGCACCCUUUGGGGAGUAUCGUAAACAGAAAUCUUGAAGGUCAAGGAACGUAUCAGGUCAGGAUGGUUCCAUAUCUGGAUGCUGAAUUCUCCAAACCCUUCAAUGGAAGUGUUGAUGUGGUGGUGGAUGAGAAGAUUUUUGUUGAAGUUGGUGUUGAUGGAGUUGACAGUCAUCAGUUUGUCUCAGUGAUUGACGGAUGUUGGGCUACACCUGUGAAUGAUCCUCUGUCAUCUCUUCGCUGGGAUCUCAUCACUGGAGGGUGUCCAAAUCCACAUGACAACACAGUCGAGCUUUUGCAGAAUGGCAACUCUACAUCCAGCCGUUUCUCCUUCAGGAUGUUCGUCUUUACUGCAGACUCCAAUAAAGUUUACCUGCACUGUAACAUUCAUCUUUGUCUUUUGAGCCAAAACGACUGCUCAUCGCAUUGUAACCCUGGACAUCAAGCGAGACGGCGCAGAUCUGUGAACUUUCAUGACACUGCCUCCAUAUCUAUGGGUCCACUGGUUUGGUCUAAAGGAAACUCAGAGGUUAGAGGUCUCCAAUGAUCCCCCAAGACAGUCCCGUGUCUAUGUGACUCCUUGAUGUCUAAAAACAAAAUCGAAUUUUCAUAAUCUUUAUUACGUUUUUCUGUUCUCUACAGUACUAUAAUAAUAAAUAACUGAUGUUAUACUUUGGUGUGCAAAGGGAGAUUUAGUAAUCAUAAUUCUUCAUAAUCAUAAAUCGAUAGGCUGACACGACUUGUGCAAAAUGGUCAAUGUAAAAAUUAUUAUUUGUUUUAUGAUCUUAUGGUA
Messenger RNA from Misgurnus anguillicaudatus (oriental weatherfish), 4550 nucleotides. The record is from RefSeq and is a predicted model, not a curated record. Lineage: Eukaryota; Metazoa; Chordata; Actinopteri; Cypriniformes; Cobitidae.